Molecule: messenger RNA, 1146 nt
Organism: Cololabis saira (Pacific saury)
Lineage: Eukaryota; Metazoa; Chordata; Actinopteri; Beloniformes; Belonidae
Gene: trir
Product: telomerase RNA component interacting RNase
Exons: 4
Coding region: 409-894 (161 amino acids)
Molecular function (GO): 5'-3' exonuclease activity; 3'-5' exonuclease activity
Source: RefSeq, a predicted model, not a curated record
UCCCCGGUCACGGCAGCAUGGCGGAGCGACGCUGAUGUGGUGGAAGUUGUCGAUGAGCGAUGUGGAAGAUUUGCGAACCUGCUUGACAUUCAUGCAAGUGCUGGAUCUUUUUACAAGCCCAACGAAUUCAGUCUUACGCGUUAAUGCGUCCGCAGGGAGACAGCGGGGUCGAGUUUGAGUGUUUUUCGCCUGAGAGCCAUCGAGCCGGGCGUUAGCCGCGUUAGCAGCUGCUUUUGUUAAAACAUCAACAUUGACGCUUUAAAACCCGGCAAACUCAAGCUUUUUGGGUCUACGCUUGUCUGCUGUUUUUAAGGAUUCCUGCAACAAAAGUCACAACUUGAUCUUAAACCAACCCUCGCUUUUGAGUCGUUGGACUGUCUGCACUAAAACCCCGUCCCCUUUGGAGCCAUGGACAGGAAGCCCCAGCGCGGCGGCGCCAGCAGCGCCAGCAGCGGGGACUCGAGCUGCGGCAGCCCGGGCUCCCCGAGCCGCAGCCCGGCCAGGCCCGGGGCGAGCGCCGCGGCUUCGGCGGCGGCCUCGGGGGCCGGCAGCGCCAACGCCUUCGCCAACGACGGCAGCUUCAUGGAGAUUUUCAAGAAGAAGAUGGAGGAGGAGAAGAGGAAAAGGGAGACGCCGCAAUCAGGGGGAGAUGAGAAGGCCAGCGAGCAAGGACAGACCUCAGUGGAAAAGAAGGCCCCUCCUGUGACGAGCUUUGUGGGAAAGCGGAGAGGCGGUGUGUUCCUAAAGACCGGCAUUGUUCAGAAGAAGAAGAAACAGGACACAGACGCUGAAGCUGGCAAGAGCGACGCUUGGUUAAAGUACAUGGCUGAGGUGCAAAAGUACAAAGCCCACCAGUGUGGUGACGACGAUAAAACCAGGCCUCUGGUCAAAUAGGCUCCAAGUGGGGAUCAUGAAGUGACUGUUGGGGGGAGAAAUCCACCUGUGAGAAGUUCUGGGAGAGCAGGCCGACUUGGACCUUCUCAUACUGCCAGUUCACGUCGACCUGCAAUGUGUCACAAACUGCUUAUAAUUGACACAAUCUUUCAUCUUUUUUUUUUAAUUGUUUUUUGUCUUGCCUCUUUUGCUCUGGUGUUGAUACAUUUUUGAGAAACCUGGUAUCAAAUUAUUACAUGUCUUGAAACUUGA